This is a messenger RNA of Argentina anserina (silverweed cinquefoil), 699 nucleotides long. RefSeq lists its product as uncharacterized. The record is from RefSeq and is a predicted model, not a curated record. Gene Ontology annotation, biological process: microtubule-based process. Gene Ontology annotation, cellular component: cytoplasmic dynein complex. Lineage: Eukaryota; Viridiplantae; Streptophyta; Magnoliopsida; Rosales; Rosaceae. Gene Ontology annotation, molecular function: dynein intermediate chain binding. The coding region runs from base 136 to 498 and encodes 120 amino acids. The transcript is spliced from 3 exons.
AAGGAAAACUGGAAAAGGGUGGAUGUGAUUUAAGCAUCUCCUUCUUCUCGAUUCAGAUAUCAAAGACUCUCUUCUGGUUUUAUUGAGCAAGAAUCUGAUUCGUUAAGCCGUAAUUGGAAGCAGGAGACGUUGGAGAUGAGCCAAGACGCCAAGAGAAGCGUUACGGGGAGUGUGCCGACGACGAAGCCGAAUUCCGACGACCGGAAGCCCUCGCCGGCGGUCACUACCUCCACCGGGAAGCGCGUCAUCAUCAAGAGCGCCGAUAUGUUCCAGGACAUGCAGAAGGAGGCCGUCGAAAUCGCCAUCGGCGCGUUUGAGACUCAUAGCGUGGAGAAGGACGUGGCGGAGCAUAUAAAGAAGGAGUUCGAUUCGAGGCACGGUCCUACCUGGCAUUGCAUCGUCGGCCGCAAUUUCGGUUCAUAUGUGACUCAUGAAACAAACCACUUCGUCUAUUUCUACCUGGAUCAGAAAGCAGUUUUGCUAUUCAAAUCCGGUUAACCACCUGUGUGAUGUUGGAAAAUCGGAUGAAAAGAAUGAUGAGCCUGAGCUUGGGAUGCUAUAAUUUGCACCCGUAUGUAUUUUAUUGAGAUCUGCUAGCUUGCAAACAUGUGUGUGCUUAACUGUAUAUCUACAAUCACUUCUACUGGCUAUGAACCAUUGGUCUGAAUUUCAAUCUUUCAAAUGCAUGAUUUCUCUGAA